Molecule: messenger RNA, 1811 nt
Organism: Medicago truncatula (barrel medic)
Lineage: Eukaryota; Viridiplantae; Streptophyta; Magnoliopsida; Fabales; Fabaceae
Product: 7-deoxyloganetin glucosyltransferase
Exons: 2
Coding region: 140-1585 (481 amino acids)
Molecular function (GO): quercetin 3-O-glucosyltransferase activity; quercetin 7-O-glucosyltransferase activity
Source: RefSeq, a predicted model, not a curated record
GAGAUACUGAUUCAUGUAACAUGUCGGUAGUAUUGGAAAGAUAUACAAAUCUAAAUAAGACUAGUAUUUAUUUAUCCAUUAUCCACUUUGUUUCCAAUCCAACAAUAGUUCACACUAAAAUCAAACUGAUUCAUGCAAGAUGGAUUUACUAGCUGGAACAAAGAAGCCACAUGCUCUUCUAAUCCCAUUUCCAACACAAGGUCACAUAAAUCCAUUUCUCAAACUGGCAAAAAUACUUCACAACAAAGGCUUCUACAUAACAUUUGUCAACACUGAAUUCAACCACAAACGCUUACUCAAAUCCAUAGGUCCUAAUGUUGUCAAUUGUUUGCAAGAUUUCCAAUUUGAAACCAUCCCAGAUGGUCUCCCUCCCACAAACAACAUGGAUGCAACUCAAAGCAUUCCUGAUCUUUGUGACUCUACAAGUAAAAACUGUUUGGUACCAUUUUGUAAACUUGUAUCAAAACUCAAUGAUCCUCCAGUUACUUGCAUAAUAUCAGAUGGUGUCAUGUCUUUCACUAUUCAAGCUUCUCGGCAAUUUGGGUUGCCUAAUGUUCUCUUUUGGGCUCAUAGUGCUUGUGUUUUCAUGAGCUACAAACAAAUCAAGAAUCUCACGGAAAGAGGCCUAACACCACUUAAAGAUGCGAGUUAUCUGACAAAUGGACAUUUAGACACCAUCAUAGACUGGAUCCCUGGCAUGAAGAACAUUACUUUAAGAAACCUUCCAGGCAUAUAUCACACAACAGAUCCAAAUGAUACACUUUUGGACUUUGUUACAGAACAAAUAGAAGCAGCUUCAAAAGCUUCUGCUAUUAUUCUACCAACUUUUGAUGCCCUGGAGUAUGAUGUAUUGAAUGAGCUCUCCACAAUGUUUCCUAAACUCUACACAUUAGGCCCACUUGAUUUGUUCCUUGAUAAAAUUUCAGAAAAUAAUGGAUUUGAAUCUAUUCAAUGCAAUUUGUGGAAAGAAGAGAGUGAGUGUCUCAAAUGGCUAGAUUCACAGGAAGAAAAUUCUGUUCUCUAUGUGAAUUUUGGAAGUGUUAUAGUCAUGAAGUAUAACCAGCUAGUUGAAUUGGCAUGGGGAUUAGCAAAUAGCAAGAAAAAGUUCUUGUGGGUGAUUAGGCCUGAUUUAGUUAAGGGUGAAAGUGAAACAUUGCUUGUGCCACAAGAAAUUGUGGAAGAAACCAAAGAUAGAGGACUAAUGGUAGGUUGGUGUCCACAAGAGAAAGUUCUAAAGCACAAAGCAGUGGGAGGGUUUUUGAGUCACUGUGGUUGGAAUUCAACAAUUGAAAGUAUAAGUAAUGGGGUGCCUUUGAUUUGCUGUCCAAUUUUCAAUGACCAAAUUCUGAAUUGCAAGUACAUUUGUAGUGAAUGGAAAUUUGGAAUGGCUAUGGAUAGUGAUAAUGUAACAAGAGAUGAAGUGGAGAAGCUAGUGGUAGAGUUAAUAGAGGGUGAAAAGGGUAAGGAGAUGAGGAUAAAAGCAAUUGAGUGGAAGAAAAUGGCAGAAGAAGCAACCAAUGUUGAUGGUUCAUCCUCUUUGAAUUUGGAAAAAUUGGUAAGUGAAGUGCUGCUCUUCAAGAGUUAAGGCUUACAAGUUCAAUUUAGAUAUUGCUGCAAAUAAAAUCUUCCUGAAGAUGAUUUUGAUUUAUUUCCAAAUCGCGUUAAUGCGAGAUUGGUGCUGCUAACUCAGUGGUAAUAACUUACUUAGUCAUGUAAUCCCUUAAAGACAUUGAAUUUCUCCUUAUUCAUGUUGUACCUAGGGUCAUUGUUUGAAUGCUUUACUGGUUUUGUUUUGGCAAAUUAUUUUUCUU